AUGCGACUGCUUUUGCGUCUGCUGCUGGCAGCAGCCGUGGCCGUGGCCGCACAAAAUGACUCGACGCUGACACUGCCACCGACGCCGACACCACUCGUCACGUCGUCGCCCACGACAGAGCUACCGACGUCAACACCGACGUCAACACCGGCGCCAACACCCGCGCCGACACCGGCGCCAACAGUGACACCGCUACCAACGACCGUGACAAUGCCGCCGCCACCGCUUCCAACGACGGCGCGGCCCACACCGCCACCCGUCACACGGCCACCGCGAACACCCGCGCCAACCAAGGCGCCAACGGAAGCGCCGGUCACAGUAGCGCCGUCGCCCGAGCCAACGACCGAGGAUGUUGUGCCCACAACCACGUCGUCGCCAACGACAGAUGCAUUAUCAUUGACGACGACACUGCCGCCAACGGCAACCCCGCUGCCCGAUGUUCCAGCCAGCGUUGCUCCGACCAAAGAAGAGGCGAGUACCGUCGUCCCGUCAACGACCGUGACGCCAUUGUCCAAGACGUCGGCCGAGGCACCGGAGAAUGCCUCGUCGCUGCCGCUCAUUCUGGGGCUCACGGGCGGCGUCGCGGUCGUCGGCAUCCUCGUUGCCGUCGUCAUCUACCGCCGGUCCAAUCACGAACGCGCAUCGUCGGCGGCGUUCAAAGCACCGGAUGGCGAGCCGUACGGCGGUGGCGUCUCGCCCAGCAUGCAUCGGACCCACAACAGCUCGAUGCACAACACGACGUUUCUUGGCAGCAACGCGCCCUUUACGGCAAGGCGCGCGCCGUCGUCCAACCAGACGCCAGUGCACGCGCUGACGGCAUCACCGAUGCGCAGCAACCAAGCGCUCUGGGACGUGCUCUUGGGCCGUGAUACGAUCACGAGCAACCAGUCGCCCAAUGUGCCCGUUCAGUUUGGCGGGUCGUCGAUCGCAAGCUCGUCUGUGGGCCCCGGGACGUAUUCGGAGAGCCACUUGAGCAGCUUUGACUCGUCGCGCGGCCCGAGCAGCCACGCCAUCUCCGAGUGCUCGGACAUUUACCCGAGCUCAGGCUCGCUCUUUCGCAUGUCCUCGCUGCAUGCCGGUAGCGAGUCGAGCGAGGACAUGAUUGAAAUGGAGCUGUAG
Saprolegnia parasitica CBS 223.65 is the source of this 1119-nucleotide messenger RNA. RefSeq lists its product as hypothetical. The transcript has a single exon. The coding region runs from base 1 to 1119 and encodes 372 amino acids. The record is from RefSeq and is a predicted model, not a curated record. Lineage: Eukaryota; Oomycota; Saprolegniomycetes; Saprolegniales; Saprolegniaceae.